AUUGAAGUGGGUGACGUCAUAAUUAAAAAUAGUUCGGCUUCAUGUUUGUUAGACAGAGUUGUACAUUUUCGUUGAUGAUUUUACCGAUAAAUAAGUAAAUGUUUGUUUUGUGAAGUGAAUUUUUAGUUAUUUUGUGGAGUGAACAUGGAUCAGAUCCCUCCCCCGAAGGAGGUGAAAAUCCUCGAAACCGCUGAAGACAUCCAAGAGCGUCGUCAGCAGGUUUUGACCCGUUACGACAACUUCAAAGCAGACGCGCGCGCGAAACGCGAGAAACUCGAAGACUCGCGUCGAUUCCAGUACUUCAAGCGCGAUGCCGACGAACUGGAAUCGUGGAUCCAGGAAAAACUGCAGGCCGCGUCCGACGAGAACUACAAGGACCCGACGAAUUUGCAGGCCAAGAUCCAAAAGCACCAGGCGUUCGAGGCCGAGGUGGCCGCGCACAGCAACGCCAUAGUCGUGCUGGACAACCAGGGCAAAGAGAUGAUCAACCAGAACCACUACGAGUCCGAGACGAUCAGGAGACGCUUGGAGGAGUUGCACCGUUUGUGGGAGCUGCUGCUCUCCAAGCUGGCGGAGAAGGGGCAGAAGUUGCAGCAAGCCCUCGUGCUCGUGCAGUUCCUUCGUCAUUGCGACGAAGUCAUGUUCUGGAUCAACGAGAAGAGCGCCUUCCUCACCACCGAGGAGUUCGGUCACGAUUUGGAGCACGUCGAGGUGCUCCAAAGGAAAUUCGACGAGUUCCAGAAAGACAUGGGCUCGCAGGAGUACAGAGUCACCGAGGUCAACGAGCUGGCCGACAGGUUGUUGCAGGAUGGACAUCCGGAAAGAGACACGAUCCAAAAUAGGAAGGAAGAGUUGAAUAACGCGUGGCAAAGGCUUAGACAGUCCAGCUUGUUGCGUCAGGAUAAGCUGUACGGAGCUCACGAGAUACAGAGGUUCAAUCGGGAUGCCGACGAAACCGUCGCCUGGAUAUCGGAAAAAGACGUCGUCUUAUCGUCGGACGAUUACGGAAGAGACUUGGCGAGCGUGCAGGCCUUGCAGAGGAAACACGAAGGCGUAGAGAGAGAUUUGGCGGCGUUGGAAGACAAAGUGUUGAAUUUGGCCAAGGAAGCCGACAGAUUGAGCGGCGUGCACGCGGACCAUCAAGAACAGAUCCAAGUUAAACGCGAGGAAAUCGACGGUUACUGGCAGAGCCUCACCGGAAAGGCGAAGGAGCGCAAAGAGAAGCUGGAGGAGUCGUAUUCGCUGCACAGAUUCUUGGCCGAUUUCAGAGACCUCGUUUCGUGGAUCAACGACAUGAAGGCCAUCAUUAGCGCCGACGAACUCGCUAAGGACGUGGCGGGGGCCGAAGCCCUGCUGGAGCGCCACCAAGAGCACAGAGGGGAAAUCGACGCCCGCGAGGACAGCUUCGACGGCACCAUCGAAGCCGGCAACCAGCUUCUCUCCAAGGGCCACUACGCCAGCGACGAAAUUAAAGAGAAACUAUCCGCCCUGGCUUCGGAUAAGAACUCCUUGAACGCGCUGUGGGAGGAACGUCGCAUUCUAUACGAGCAAUGCAUGGACUUGCAGCUAUUUUACAGAGACACCGAGCAAGCCGACACUUGGAUGGCCAAACAGGAAGCCUUCCUCGCCAACGAAGAUUUGGGGGAUUCCUUGGACUCGGUCGAAUCGCUGAUCAAAAAGCACGAAGACUUCGAGAAGUCCCUCGCGGCGCAAGAGGAGAAAAUCAAGCUUCUCGACGAGUUCGCGACAAAAUUAAUCGAUGGCGAGCAUUAUGCGGCCGACGAUGUCGCCCAGAGACGAGCCAUGCUGUUGGAGAGGCGCAAGGCCCUCAAGGAAAAGUCGAGUUUGAGGCGCAUCAUUUUGGAGGACGCCUACAAGCUGCAGCAAUUCGAGAGGGAUUGCGACGAGACCAAGGGAUGGAUCAACGAGAAACUGAAGUUCGCCACCGACGAAAGCUACCUGGAUCCCACCAACUUGGGCGGGAAGGUGCAGAAACAUCAGAACUUCGAGCAAGAAUUGCAAGCAAAUAAGAUCAGAGUCGAGGAGAUUUCCUCCACCGGGCAGGAAUUGAUCGAGGCGGGACAUUACGCCGCGCCCAGGGUUCAGUCGCGCCUCGACGAAAUCGUCGGCUUGUGGGAGACGUUGGAGCAAGCCACCGGCAAGAAAAACUCCAAACUGCACGACGCCAGUCAGCAGCAGCAGUUCAACAGAACCAUCGAGGAUAUCGAGUUGUGGUUGUCCGAAAUCGAGGGUCAACUGAUGUCCGAAGACUACGGCAAAGAUUUGACGUCGGUGCAAAAUUUGCAGAAAAAGCACGCCCUCUUGGGAGCCGACGUCGGCUCUCACAAGGACCGCAUCGAGGCCAUCACGUCGGCAGCCAAUCAGUUCAUCGAACGCGGUCAUUUCGACGCCGACAACAUUGCUCACAAGCAAAAGACCCUUUGCGACAGGUACGCCGCCCUGAAGACCCCUUUGGCGGUCCGCAAGCAGCGUCUGCUCGACUCGCUCCAGGUGCAGCAGUUGUUCCGCGACGUCGAAGACGAGGAGGCCUGGAUCCGCGAGAAGGAACCGAUCGCUGCCAGCACCAACCGAGGGCGCGAUCUGAUCGGAGUGCAGAACUUGAUCAAGAAGCAUCAGGCCGUGCUGUCCGAGAUCAACAACCACGACGGCAGAAUCGUGAACGUGUUGGACACCGGCAAGCAGAUGAUGGAAGACGAACACUUCGCCAUCGACGAGAUCCGCAACAGGGUUAACGCGUUGUCUUCCCACUGGGACUACUUGAAGGAUAAGGCGAACCAGCGCAAGCAGGAUCUGGAGGAUUCUCUUCAAGCGCAUCAGUACUAUGCUGACGCCAACGAAGCGGAAUCCUGGAUGAAGGAGAAGGAGCCGAUAGUCGGCAACAUGGACUACGGAAAAGACGAAGAUUCUUCCGAAGCUCUUCUUAAAAAGCACGAGGCGUUGAUGAGUGAUUUGAUUGCUUUUGGAAACACCAUCGAAGGUCUUAAUGAACAAGCCAGAAACUGCAGGCAACAAGAACCACCAGUGGUUGAUGUAACAGGAAGAGAAACCGUUCAAGCGUUAUACGACUACACGGAAAAAUCAGCCCGCGAAGUUUCAAUGAAAAAAGGAGACCUUUUGCAUCUCCUCAACUCCAACAACAAGGACUGGUGGAAAGUUGAGAUCCACGAUAGACAAGGCUUCGUUCCGGCCGCUUACGUGAAGAAAGUGGAAGCCGGGCUCACAGCCUCCCAACAGAAUUUGCUCGACAACAACUCGAUCUCCGCGCGCCAAUCGCAAAUCAACGGGCAAUACGACAGACUGCUCGCUUCCGCCAGAGAAAGGCAGAACAAACUCAACGAGACCGUGAAGGCGUACGUGCUGGUCCGCGAGGCGGCCGAGCUGGCCAACUGGAUCAAGGACAAGGAGAUGCACGCUCAGGUGCAGGACGUCGGCGAAGACCUGGAGCAAGUCGAGGUGCUGCAGAAGAAGUUCGACGAUUUCCAGACCGAUUUGAAGGCGAACGAGGUGCGCCUGGCCGAGAUGAACACCAUCGCCUUGCAGCUGGUUUCCCUAGGGCAGACCGAGGCCGCUUUGAAGAUCCAAACGCAGAUGGACGAGCUGAACACCAAGUGGAACUCGCUGCAGCAGCUCAGCACCGAGCGCGCCAGCCAGCUGGGAUCCGCCCACGAGGUCCAGAGGUUCCACCGGGACGUGGACGAGACCAAAGAUUGGAUCCAAGAGAAGGACGACGCGCUCAACAACGACGACCUCGGCAAGGACCUGCGCAGCGUGCAGGCGCUGCAGAGGAAGCACGAGGGGUUGGAGAGGGACUUGGCCGCGUUGGGCGACAAAAUCAAGCAGCUGGACGAGAUCGCGAACCGGCUGGUGCAAAGUCACCCGGAAAGUGCCGAGCAAACGUUGAUCAAGCAGGAGGAGAUCAACAAGUAUUGGACGCAGCUCACCGCCAAGGCGAACAGCCGCAAGGAAAAAUUGCUCGACUCGUACGACCUGCAGCGUUUCCUGAACGACCACCGCGACCUCUUGGCCUGGAUCAACCAGAUGCUCGGACUAGUUCGCACCGACGAGCUGGCCACCGAUGUCACCGGCGCGGAGGCCCUCAUCGAAAGACACCAGGAACAUCGCACUGAAAUUGACGCCCGUGCUGGCACCUUCCACGCCCUCGAACAGUUCGGCCAACAGUUGCUGAAUUCAAACCACUAUGCCAGUCCGGAAAUUCAGGAAAAACUCGAGCAGCUCAACAAGGCUCGCGAAGAACUGGAAGGGGCAUGGAUAGAGCGACGGGUGCAACUGGAUCAAAAUUUGGAUCUCAAUUUGUUCAACAGAGACUGCGAACAGGCGGAGAACUGGAUGAGCGACCGAGAAGCCUUCUUGGCUUCUGACGACGUCGAUUCGAAUGGCGACAACGUCGAAGCUCUCAUCAAAAAACACGAAGAUUUCGACAAAGCUAUCAAUGCUCACGAAGAAAAGAUCGCGGCCCUCCAGAGGCUUGCCGACCAGCUCAUCGGAAACGAGCACUACGCGGCGAAAACGAUCGACGAAAAACGCGAUCAGGUGUUGGACAGAUGGCGCCACCUGAAGGACGCCCUCAUCGAAAAGCGUUCGAAACUGGGCGAGAGCCAAACGCUGCAGCAGUUCUCGCGCGACGCCGACGAGAUCGAGAACUGGAUCGCGGAGAAGCUGCAGCUGGCCACCGAGGAGAGCUACAAGGACCCGGCCAACAUCCAGUCGAAGCACCAGAAGCACCAGGCCUUCGAGGCGGAGCUGGCCGCCAACGCGGACCGCAUCUCGUCGGUGAUCGGCAACGGGCAGAACCUGAUCGACAAGCGCCAGUGCGCCGGCUCGGAGGAGGCCGUCAAGACGAGGCUGGAGUCGAUUGCGGAGCAGUGGGAGUUCCUCACGCACAAGACCACCGAGAAAUCCUUGAAGCUGAAGGAGGCCAACAAGCAGAGGACCUACAUCGCCGCCGUCAAGGAUCUGGACUUUUGGCUCGGAGAGGUCGAGAGUCUGCUGACCAGCGAGGAUGCCGGCAAAGAUUUGGCUUCCGUGCAGAACUUGAUGAAGAAGCACCAGCUCGUCGAAGCCGACAUCCAAGCUCACGAGGAUAGAAUUAAAGAUAUGAACGAUCAAGCCGAUUCUCUGAUUGAAAGUGGUCAAUUUGAUGUACCGUCGAUUCAAGAGAAACGUUCCACAAUCAACGAACGUUACGAGAGAAUCAAGAACCUGGCAGCCCACAGACAAGCCCGUCUUAACGAGGCCAAUACUCUUCAUCAAUUCUUCAGGGACAUUGCCGACGAGGAAUCCUGGAUAAAGGAAAAGAAACUGUUGGUCGGUUCGGACGAUUACGGCCGCGACCUGACCGGCGUGCAGAACCUCAAGAAGAAGCACAAGCGUUUGGAGGCGGAGCUCGGCUCGCACGAGCCCGCCAUCCAGGCGGUGCAAGAGGCCGGCGAAAAGCUGAUGGACGUCUCUAACCUGGGCGUGCCCGAGAUCGAGCACCGCCUGAAGGCGUUGAACCAGGCGUGGGCCGAGCUGAAGCAGCUCGCCGCCACCAGAGGCCAGAAGCUGGACGAGUCGCUGACCUUCCAGCAGUUCCUCGCCAAGGUCGAGGAGGAGGAGGCGUGGAUCAGCGAGAAGCAGCAGCUGCUCGGAGUGGAGGACUACGGCGACACGAUGGCCGCCGUGCAGGGCCUCUUGAAGAAGCACGACGCCUUCGAGACCGACUUCCAGGCGCACCGCGACCGCUGCACGAACAUCUGCGACGAGGGUUCGACGCUGGUCGCCCGAGGCAACCACCAUUCGGACGGCAUCGGGCAACGUUGCGAGCAGCUGCGCACCAAGCUCGAUCACCUGUCGGCUCUGGCGGCGAGACGUAAGGCGCGUCUCAUCGACAACAGCGCCUAUCUGCAGUUCAUGUGGAAGGCCGACGUCGUGGAGAGCUGGAUUGCCGACAAGGAAACCUACGUCAAGACCGACGAGCUGGGACGAGAUUUAUCUUCGGUUCAGACUUUGCUUACAAAACAAGAGACAUUCGAUGCAGGUCUCACCGCUUUCGAACAAGAAGGAAUCCAAAACAUCACCGCUUUGAAAGAUCAACUGGUCACCGCCAACCACGAUCAAAGCCAGGCCAUCCAGCAGCGCCACGCCGAAGUGAUCGCCCGCUGGCAGAAGCUCCUCGCCGACUCUCUGGAGCGCAAGCGCAAGCUGCUGAACGCGCAGGACCAGUUCAAGCAGAUCGAGGAGCUGUUCCUGAUGUUCGCCAAGCGAGCGUCCGCCUUCAACUCGUGGUUCGAGAACGCCGAAGAGGACCUGACCGACCCGGUGCGCUGCAACUCGAUCGAGGAGAUACGCGCGCUCAAGGACGCGCACGCGCAGUUCCAGGCCUCGCUGUCGAGCGCCCAGGACGACUUCAACGCGCUCGCCGAGCUCGACAAGCGCAUCAAGAGCUUCAACGUCGGUCCGAACCCCUACACGUGGUUCAACAUGGAAGCGUUGGAGGAGACUUGGCGCAACCUGCAGAAAAUCAUCGCCGAGAGGGACGUGGAGUUGAGCAAGGAGGCGCACAGGCAGGAGGAGAACGACAAGCUCAGGAAGGAGUACGCCAAGCACGCCAAUGCAUUCCACCAGUGGCUCACAGAGACCCGAACAUCGAUGAUGGAAGGUUCCGGUACUUUGGAACAACAGCUCGACGCCACAAAACGCAAGGCGCAAGAGGUGCGCGCGCGCAGAUCGGACCUCAAAAAGAUAGAGGACCUGGGUGCCAUCCUUGAGGAACACCUAAUCCUCGACAACAGAUACACCGAACACUCGACUGUCGGUCUCGCCCAGCAAUGGGAUCAGCUCGACCAGUUGGGCAUGAGAAUGCAGCACAAUCUCGAACAACAGAUACAGGCUCGUAACCAAUCGGGCGUGAGCGAGGACGCCCUCAAGGAGUUCUCCAUGAUGUUCAAGCACUUCGACAAAGAAAAGUCCGGAAAACUCAACCAUCAAGAGUUCAAGAGUUGCCUGAGGGCGUUGGGUUACGACCUGCCCAUGGUGGAAGAAGGCCAGCCCGAUCCGGAAUUCCACGCAAUUUUGGACUUUGUGGAUCCGAACAGGGACGGAUAUGUUUCGCUGCAAGAGUACAUGGCGUUCAUGAUUAGCAAGGAAACCGAAAAUGUCCAGAGCUCCGAGGAAAUCGAAAAGGCGUUCCGAGCCAUCACCGCAGGUGACCGUCCUUACGUAACCAAGGAAGAGUUAUAUGCUAACUUGACGAGAGCAAUGGCGGAUUAUUGCGUGGAGAGAAUGAAGCCCUACGUGGAGCCCAAGACAGAGCGCCCUAUUGCUGGAGCAUUGGAUUAUAUAGAUUUUACUCGUACACUGUUUCAGAAUUAGUGACUAGAGAGCUUAAUAAGUAUUUAAAAAUGCACCUAUAAAGUUAUAUAAUAUAAUUUAUUCAAAGUAUUUAUACCUAGUACUUUUCUGAUAUUUACUGCAUUUAGAGUUCAUCACAGCUGCUUUUGGGGCAGGCUAUUGGUUUUCGUAAACAGUUAGGUUAAGGCAUAAAGUUCUAUUAUAAUCUUGUAACCCUUCAAUAUAUUGGCUUGGCUUGCA
Brassicogethes aeneus is the source of this 7611-nucleotide messenger RNA. The record is from the annotation of a GenBank genome assembly. Lineage: Eukaryota; Metazoa; Arthropoda; Insecta; Coleoptera; Nitidulidae.